Molecule: messenger RNA, 6000 nt
Organism: Pseudogymnoascus destructans
Lineage: Eukaryota; Fungi; Ascomycota; Leotiomycetes; Thelebolales; Thelebolaceae
Exons: 1
Coding region: 1-6000 (1999 amino acids)
Cellular component (GO): cytoskeleton
Source: RefSeq, a predicted model, not a curated record
AUGACUUCCUCGGCGAGUUAUGAGACGGCCGAGCAGUCUGUGGCUGGCCUUGUCGCACAAGACGGUGUCUUUGCUGCCUCGCACGACACCCCGCCACCAACUGUAGACAAGCCGCUUCCGACCCCUCCGGCGGAUAGCGCCUCGAAUUGGCGUGCAGCGGCGCUGCCUAUGGCGAGCGACGUGGCUCUUGAAGACCUUGCACCAAAACUAAUCCCAUCCCCAAACCCUGAGCCAAGGUUGAAGACCAAAGUGCCUUGGGGAAAGAAGAACAUAUCCAUUCUCCUGCCAUUAGACGAGGAUCGCGGGAAAGAAGGCAAGGGCCCUAAACCAUUAACUGAAAAGGAUGUCAUCUCGAUGCUGCGCGACUGGGAGCAGCUCCGCUACAAUGUCAUGGGCUUCAACCUCGACGCCAACGGUGCGCCGCAUGAAGCAGUGUCCCAAGGGCAAAGCCGAGGCAUAUGGCCAGAUGCAACUGAGAUUCGUCUUGAACGGGACGCCCGUGAUUUCAGAAUCAGCAUUCCUGACAGACGACACUGGGAUGCAUAUGUGGACGAGCUGAAAGAGGCCAAGUUACGAGCUCUUGGAGUAUCACUUGGUGAUGAAGAUCCUAUCCCGACACCUUCACCCGCUCCGACGCUGAGCCGUCAAGCUUCGGCGCAGUAUGGAUUACCCUUCCAGCCUCCGCUCCCACCAUCAUCUGCUGCCAGCAGCCAUGGUACGCAGCCGUCCAAGCUCUUUUCGCCGCCAUUGCUUCCUGGCGCUGGUCCUGCAACGGGACAGAGCUCAUUUGUGGGAUCCACCGCGUCAACAUCAUCACACGGCCAUAUACUGGGGAAGUUUCACAACCCACACCAAUCGAUUUCAUUCUCUGGCGGGGAACACCCAUUCGGGUCGCCCUACGGUGGCUCACAACAGCAGUCCCCUGUCCCAUCAUCUCCUCAACAGAUGCUAUAUCAAUGCAUGCAUCGUGGUGGUUCUCCAUCUGUGCAUAAUUUUGGUGGAUUUCCUUCCUUGGGUUUGCCUUUGCCACAGGACGGGUAUUUCCCGAACGAGGCCGCCCCAAUCGUCGCUCAAGCCCAGCGACAGUUCUCCAACCAAAUGUCGUUCCAUCAAGUCCAGCAGUCCGUUUCAAGACAGUCCCCACGACUACAAGAGUUUCAGGCGGAUAGCGAGAAGAGCGCUUCGAAGACUCCCGAAGCCAGUCAGCCUGCUCAUCGCCUCAACCUGAGUGACAGUCUACAAAAGGAAAUUGAAGAUGCAGAGUAUCAUUUGGAGGAACAAUUUGAACGUCAAUUGGAUCACGAUGACUACAGUGCUCACUCGGAGCGAGCCCCUGUAUCGCCUCCACAAGAGGAGCAGCAGCAGGAGAAACCCAAACCGGCCUUAGCAGGCUUGAGUGCCUCCAAAUAUGCUGACGAAGACGGGCCGGUUUUAUACCACCCGCAACCCCAUAGCCGAGGCCAUUCCCUUUCUCAGCGUCCAUACGAUGGAGAAAGUGCCAGCCCCAUACUCGCCUCUGAGCCUGCCAAACAGGACACGUCUGAGGGCUCCACCAAUCCAAGUGCGCUAGGCACCCCCAAAUUGGCCAACAGCACCAUCCACCAAAGAUCUCAGUCCAUUGCCACCAACCCAUGGGUAGACUCUGAGCCAACCUCAGGUGCUGAAAAGGCCAGUCGCGGACACGUGUCCAAGGCUUCAACAUCUAAGCUGAACGUGGCGGCGCCAGAGUUCAAGUUCAACCCCGCAUCUGCCUCUGAGUUCAAAUUCAACCCAGCUGCGUCGUCAGAGUUCAAGUUUAAUACCGCUAGCACGUUCACGCCUAGCAAAGCCAUCUUUGCCGCCCCGCAGCCGAAAGUGUCAGCCUUUAAUACCACAUUCCAGCCGAUCAGUCCCAGUCCAGCGUCACCUCCAGUCACAUUUGGUAGUAGAAAGAUCAACGUCAAUGCUGCUCUAUUCACGCCGGGCCAAAGCGAGUUCAGCUUCUCCUCGUCGGGACCCAUGUUUAGACCUGACGCACCCGAGUUCACUCCGCUGGCUUCGUACAUGCCUGAUUCGGCUGGCAGCUCUGCUGAAACGCCUGCAAACCUUAGAUCGUCCAUCUUUGGCAACAUCAGCAUGACCCUGUCCGACAUAAUCAAGCAGCCCAAAAAGUCCAGGGCCAUCCCAAUCAUUCGGCCAGACACUUCGUCUGGCAAGAGUGGAGACGAGGACGGUCACAUCACGCAGGGAGACGGCCGAUUCAAGAGGUCGACGGCAGAUGUAGGCGAUGGUGAUCCAGUUCCACUAUUUGCGCAGCCUGCCAUGCCACUCCAAGAGACCACCCAAGAGCAGUCCCCACCAAAGGAUGCAACUCCAGUAACAGCCAAACCAAUUGACAAAGAGAACGCCUCGCCAAUGGACCAGGAGCAAAAGCCCCUUCGCAUUGUACCAGUACCGGAGCGUGCUCUGCAGAAUCAAACCCGCAGUCGAUUCGAAGACUCACCGGACUAUGAAGGCAAGGCCUGGGCUCCAUACAAAUGGCAGCAACAGGAGGAUGCCGUCGACUUCAGCAGGUCCAACCCUCACUCUAUCGGCAGCGCCCCAUUCAAGGUCUUCGACCAAAACGUCCCAGAAGAGGAGCCUGCUGCACCCGCGCCAUCGGCUGAAAGCAAUGACCACAAGAGGCAUAAAAAAAACUCGCUGUCUGCACUUGCAAAACCAUUUCAAUUCGGGACAAACUGGUUCGGAACUGAACCGACUGAGCCUGAGGCGUCAGCUCCUACCAAUCCAUUCACAUAUGUUGCCCCCGAGCCCGCAAAAGUCACUCGUGGACCCCGCAAGGGGCUUGCAAGCUCAAGAUACGCGGACCCAACCCUCUCGCCACCACCACAACGAAGUGAGGUCGCCGCAGAGGUCGAUGCCAGCGAUCCUGAAAUACCAACGUCGGAAGAAACCGCACCACAAAGCCCAGCAGCUUACGACGGCGCUUCUUACAUUGGUACCCCGCCUCGGGAGGCUUCAUUCGAGGAGAUAGAUGAUAUCAUGCGCCACAUCAACGAGGCCGACUCGUCCAUGGGUGCUGUCCGACACGUAACGGAGUCUUCGCAGCGGCCCGUCAGCUCGGAGCAAACACUGCAGAUGCCGCACAGCGAGUCGUCUCCUAUUCGCCUUCAUCCACAAAACCUGAUGCGCAGCGAUGCUCCGAGUCCUAGCCCGCGACGCUUUCAGGCUCUACCUGGAGGCCGUGGACAACGAGUCUUCUCGAGGGUUGAAGACGACCCAUUCGUGUCCCACUCGCCAAUUGCCAGGGCAUUCGAGACCUCUCCUGUUCACCACCUCAAUGGUGAUGAGAGCGUUGAGCCAAGCGACUGGGACAGCGUUUUGGAUCGCGACGACGAGUCUAAAUUCAACGCUCGAUCUCAAUUCUUUGACAGCCAUGUCAAUGAUAUCGUCGGCGGCAUACUGGCCGAAAAGCUAGGGCCCAUGCAGCAAGCGUUGCAGGUCAUUCAGCUGUCACUUGCAACCUUACGGCCACCUUCGAGCCGCGGAGCCCGCCGCAGUAUGUCUGCCGAAUUCCAGGAAAGCGAUGCCGAUGAUGAAGACGACGACGAGGGUCAUCGCCGAUCACUCAGUCCCAGGAAGGAUCGGAAGCUUGACAAGAUGCGAAGCAUGAUCGCUGAAGCAUUUGCAGAGCACCACUCGGUGCAGCGUGCUACGAGCCAGCCCGUCGAGAACGUUCAGGGACACUCUGAAGUCCUACAGGCCCUCAAGGAGCUUCAAGGCCAGUUUAGCCAACCCAAGCAUACUGAUGUCGACUUCCGCAAUAUUGUCGAAAGUUCCAUUGAGAGCCGGAUGCCGGUUGACCCAGUCGUCGACGAUGCUGCGCAAGCCAAGAUCGCCGAGCUAGCAGCAAAGGUUUCUGAAAUGACGGCCAAGAUUACAUCCGCCGACGAGAAGAUGGAGCUGGAGGUCAUGAACCGCCGCACUGCCGAGGAUCGUCUGUCUGAGGUUCAAAGGCUUCUCCGAAUCUCUUCUGGGGAAGAGGUGCGACUCCGAGAGUCGCUUGCGGAGCGCGAUAAGAAGGUCAAGACUUUGGAGGACACGAGAGCCAAGAAUGCAAUGAGGUCGAAUCUGCUCGAGGCCAGCUCACAAAACUCGCAGAAAAAUCACUCCGACCUCACCAACAGAAUCGCCGUGUUGGAGAAAGACAUUGCAGAUGCUCGCCAGCAAGGCCGUCAAUGGGAAUUUGAGACCCAAAAGGCCACUGAGAUGGCCAACACGAGCAAGGACGAUGCCGAGAAAGCGACUGCAGAGUCAACUGCCCUCAGACGUGCAGUCGAGAGCCUCAAGCUUCAAAUUCAGGAGAGCCUCCGCGUCCGGGAUAACUUCCGCAACAAGCUGGGCAACCUGCAAGAUGAUAUGGCCAGGGCAGCCCAGGAAGUGUCACAGGAGAACGCCCAACGCGCAAAGAAGGAGCAAGCUCUUAUUGCGCGACAGGAAGUCCUUGACGCCAGGCUGCAAGCUGAGGCGCGUACCAGAGAGCGCCUUGAGAAGGAGAUUGAGAGGCUUGAAGCUGGUGAACGCGAAGGCAUUCGCGCCGUUAAUGACUCAAAGAAGCUGGAUAUUCUCGUAGUUAAUCUUGAGAAUGAGCUCAAUGCAGCCGAGAAGAACGUCCUGCGCCACAAACGCGAGUUUGAAGAGGCUCGCGAGUCCGGCUUGAGCGAAGUCAAGCGAACCAGGAAUUAUAUGCAGGCCGAAAUUGAAUCGGCCAACAACCAAGUCAAUAUCGUCAGACAAGACCUCGAGGACCAACUUGCGAGAGUCAGAGCAGACUUGGACCACGUCAAGCUUGAUGCGGAUACUGCCCGAGAGAGGCAUGACAUGCUGCUAGAGGAGGCAACAGAGUCCAAGGCCAAGGAACUGAAUGAACUCAUUCGCCGCCACCAAGACCAGAUGGAGGAUAUUCAAACCCAACAUGAGCGCCAGCUCAGCAAUACCAUCGAAGACGCACAACGAUCUGAGCAGCAUCUUCUUGAGAGGCUGAGCCUGUCAUCUGCCAAGACAGAGCACCUUCAAGACCGAGUUGCUCAUGUUGAAGAGAAGCUUGAGGUUACCAAAGCGGCCGCUCUUGCUGCCGCACAAGCCGCCCGAACCGUCAAGGACUCUACCCAAACACCUGCCCUGUCAAUGAAGCUUCCCGAGAAGGUGUCCCCACAAGCUCUCCGCGAGUCCAUCAUGGUCCUCCAAGAGCAGCUCCAGAACCGCGAACAGACAAUCGAGUCGCUUGAGCACCAGCUCGCCGGUGUCGAUCUCGAUGCGCCAACCAAAAUAGCAAAGCGCGACGAUGAGAUCAUAUGGCUCCGUGAGCUUCUUGCUGUACGUGUUGGUGAUCUUCGGGAUAUCAUCAACACCAUCGGCGAGGCGGGAUUCAACCCGGAAACCGUCAGGGCAGCCGCCAUUCGCCUUCAGGCAAAUCUCCAAAUGGAGGAGCAAGAGCGCGAGCGGGCGAUCAGCGGCGGCUCGGCCAUCAACUUGCCAAACAUAACUGCCAGCAUCCGCGAGGCAGCAUCGCCUCGCGUUGCGCAGGUCGUCGGACCGAUGGCAGCUGCGUGGGGUAGCUGGCGCAAGACUCGCGAAGGUCUCCAGCCAGCCAGAGCUAGCCCAGCAGCAACAGUAGCGUCGGGUGCUCAGAGCUUUCUCUCCGGCUUGAUGACCCCGCCAGCCACAACAGUACGCCAAACUGCGCCCCCACCACAGGCCCAGCCUAGUGCGUUCCAGAACACAGGCCGCAGGCUCGCUGCUACUCAAAUGGCAAGAGAACGGGCAAGUCCGAGGAAGGAGCUUGCCAAGGGAAAGGCGCGUGCCGCCAGCGCCGAUGGGCCGCCAGCGACUCCCCCGAUGAUGCACAAAAGCAACUACGACGCUGAUGCACGGGCAGAGGAUUACAGUGACGCCGGAUUUUAUGAUGAUGAUGAGAGUACCGUCGAUGAGACAAUGUUUGGAGCGAAUCUAGGGAGGUGA